GGACCAAUCACGAAAAGAUUCAAUUUUGAAUUUGUUCGAGGUGGGUGGGGAUUCUGUUCUGCUGCCCGCCAUAUUGUGUUCGGCUGUGAGUGCUGGGAGUGAAAAAAUAUUUUAUUUGUAGUGUAAAUUCUUUGUCUUCGUUGUACGGAUUGAAUAUUGAAAAGGUCAGCUAUGGGUGCUAAGCAGAGCAAGCGCUCGGUGGACAUCAGCGGCAAGGAGGCGGAGGGUGCGGGGGCUGGCGCAGCCGAGGUGGCGGCGGCGGGCGCGGGAGGCGAGGGUCGUCUCGAGCAGCUUGCCGACGCAGACGCCGGCGCCCCCCUUAAGCCACAGCUCAACGGGGACGCGCACAUACACGAACCAUCGGACAAAGAGAAACAGUUAGAUAGCGGCACACCUGAAAAUGAAAAGGAUGCCACGACAGAGAAGGAGAACAAAGAGGUAGAGGAGGCAAAAGAAAAGGACACUCCGGCAGUCACCAACGGGGACAGUGAGCAGAAGGAAGAAAAUGGAGAUGCAGCAGCUACCCCUGAAGAAGCAAAGAAACCUAAGAAGGAAAAGGUUAAGAAGAAAUGGUCGCUCAGGUCGAUCAGUUUCAGCAGAAAAGAUAAACCUAAGCAAGAAAAGAAAGCUAAGGAGGACGAGGCCAAAACACCGAACGGCGAGACAGAGAAACUGCCCGAAGAGGCGGCAGAAUCAGUUCCUGAGAAUGCGGUUAACGAAGUAGCAGAGGAGGCCAAAUCAGAUUCUGAAACUAAGGAUGAAAAAACUCCAGAAACUCCGGUUACCGAACCCAUCACAAACGGAAGCAAUACACCCGAAUCCCCUAAAACAGAAUCCUCCCCUACCGACGAACCCAUCCCCGAAACUCCAGAGGAGAACGACAGGCCUGAACCGAAAGCCGCCUCGCCUGAACCCAAAGCCGCCACGCCCGAACCGAAAGCUGCCACGCCCGAGCCAGAGAAACUGCCUGUGAACGGGCUCUCCCUAGAAGAACCUAAAGUUGAGGCUCCCGAGGUACCGAAAUGUGAGGAAAGUAGCGUUGAGAAAGCUACGUCAGAGACAUCGGAAUCGGUUCCGGUCCCAGAAAUUCCUGUUACAAAAGAGGUUUGUGUUGAACAAAUGCCUUUGAUAGAGCCCUCGCCUCCCCCACUCCCCGCAAAUCCUCCUCCCUCGUCGGUGGCUUCCUUUGCUGCGACCACCAUGGCACCCGAACUGACAGACUCUUCACUCGCCACUGCCACCGAUGUCACCACCACCGCAGCACCGAUCGCUACCACAGACCCCGACACUGACAUUGUUGACAGGGCUGCUUUAGAAUCAAAUACUGCUCAACUCGACGCUGAGAAAGCCGUCGCCGAGAUUCCUUCUGCUGUUACUGAAACUGUAGAAGAAAUCAAAGCUUCGAUCGAAGUCGAUGACGUUAAACCUGAACAAGUAAACAUUCCUGCUAACUUGGAAAAUGGAGUCAAUGACAGUAACGUUGACGCUACUUCCGAUGAGACCAAAAUUGAAAAUGUCGCCGAAGGUACUACUCCGGUAUUAACAGUUGUACCUGACCAUGUUGGAAUUCCUGAAAUAGUAAUAAACGAGUCACAACCGACCCAAGACUUGACGCACCCUGACGAAACUGACGAUCAAACUCAACAGGAUGACGAUACUUACGCAGCGGGCGACAAAGAAAUUAUAAGCGAUAAGAAAAUUGUUGAAGACAAAAAGAUCGAAGAAGUUAUGACCACCGAACUUAGCAGCGCGACCAACACGGAGAUUGAGAACUUGAAAAAUUCCGCCAAGGUCGUCGAAGAAGACGUCACGGAGAAGAAAUGCAACGGGACGAUUGAAGAGGAGAAGAACGAGGCAGAAAUAACUCCAGCUGAUAAAAUAGUUGCGGAAAGCGCGGGCGAGGCGACGGCGCAAGAGGACUCGAUGCCGCCCCCGCCUCCGCCCGCGCUGGACUCGCAAGGGGACGAGGCCGAGGCGACAUUGCCACUGCCGCCCUGCGAGCCUUGCCCCGCGCCUCCCGCACCCCCUGCUACACCCGCCACACCCGCCACACAGGAUGUGCUGCCCGUGUCAGACAAGAUGGCCGAUUUGAUCCCUGAAAUUCCUGUUGUGCCGGAAUUGAAAACUGAAAUGGAGAGCUCGAGCGACGUGGCGGUGGCCAACUAGAGGCGCGCUGCACCAUGCGCCGCACACUGCGCCGCACUCAGCGCCGCGUCAUUCUUUAGCCCUUAAUUUAUUUCCCGUCAGCUGUUGGUGCGCUAAGCUAAUCGAACUAAGUUCGAUGAGUCAAUAUCGGAGAAGCGGAUUUUGGUUUCGCACGUGACCUUUCUCAUAGAAUGAUUAUAGUUUAAGUUUAGAGUGCUUUGCUUAAGAUUUUAUACAUUUUUAAUUCGCUAGGACGGAGUUUUCAUAUUAUAUUACAAUAACAAAGUUAUGUAGGCAGUAUACGGUGCGAUUGAUCAGUUGGUGCCAUUGUUACAGGGGUAGUAGACCGCGAGCGCUCCCUCCCCGCGCUCUCAAGUCUGAUAGGUUACGUACACCCCGCGCCUCUCCUACUCUCUCCUGUCUCCUCCCCGCACCGCACGAGAUGCUAUUGCUUUUCCCCAAAAGUCGUUGUCAUCUUUACCCGCGAACGUCAAAUCUGAUUAUAAAAUACCACUCGAAUACGAUUAUUAUCAUAGGUUUUUAGUACUUGAGACAUAUUAUUAUUAUGUAUAUAUGAAUUAUUGAAUUUCCGGGGGCUUUCAAUUUUCUGUGUCGAUAUGAAUUUAAAAUUACUUUGUAUAUUGUUGAGAGUGUGCGAAAAUUUACUUUUUGUUUGUCGACUUGAAUACAUUUGCUAUUUGUAUUUUUAAGUUGUAAAAAUUUAGUUCGAGCUCUCUUUAAUGCGAAAAUGAAAUUUAAUUGUAGUAUUGGUAAUGCGCUCCUUUGUCUAGACUCAAAAUUAUAAUAAGGCAACUACGUAAAUGUAAUGUAAGGUUAUGGUAUUGUUAGUGUCGUGUGCGCGCGCACUCACACGACGCACUUGCAGUGGCCAACGUUUUUGAUUAUCCUAUACAUUUUUAUGCAUAUA
Papilio xuthus (Asian swallowtail) is the source of this 3073-nucleotide messenger RNA. RefSeq names its product A kinase anchor protein 200 (gene Akap200). The coding region runs from base 172 to 2166 and encodes 664 amino acids. The record is from RefSeq and is a predicted model, not a curated record. Lineage: Eukaryota; Metazoa; Arthropoda; Insecta; Lepidoptera; Papilionidae. The transcript has 8 exons.